Owenia fusiformis is the source of this 1659-nucleotide messenger RNA. NCBI's taxonomy places the organism in Eukaryota, Metazoa, Annelida, Polychaeta, Sabellida, Oweniidae. The record is from the annotation of a GenBank genome assembly.
CUAGAUCUAAAACAGAUAGUUUUCAAAAAUUGGUUUAAGAGAAAAAGAAUGUUGAAUUUAUUUAAGUCACAAUAUCACUACCAAUCCAAAAACUGCUCCAGGGGUUUGUAUAUAUCUAAGCAAUGUACUUCUCAUUUGUAUACAUGCGGUCAGUAUGUUUUUACCUGGUUGGUCAUCCAACACAAUUUUGUCAAUGAUACUUUAUAAGCUUCGUUCUAAAUUAAUAAAAUCAGUUCAUAAUUAUAGUAUUUAUAUGAUCAGAACAAGAGUACAUCCUAAUAUAUAACAUUUACAAACGUUGUUUGUUGAUGUUUUGAGUUAGUUUUGAGACUAUAUUUAACCAUUCCAUUUUGCUCUGAGAUUAUACUACAACCACGCCUUCUUUCGAAAACAACCAGUUGGGAAUUGAAGUCGAGAUAACUGCAAGAUAAACAGAUAAAACAUUGUACGGACUAAUUCAUAAAGCAGACAAACAGCAUUAAAAUGGCGAUUGGAUGUGGAGCAAAAUGUUCAAAGUUUAUGUUGAUUGUCUUCAACUUUAUUUUUUGGUUGUCCGGAGCGGCUCUCCUCGGGAUCGGAAUAUGGCUGAGAGUUGAUCCCACAAUCCUCAAACUUCAGGAUCUCAUCUCCAUAUCAACAGACGAUCAAUAUUUGAAUUACAUCGCCUAUUUUCUGAUUGGUGUUGGGGCGUUUGUAUUCCUUGUGGGGUUCCUGGGAUGCUGCGGAGCUAUCAAAGAGAGCAGAUGCAUGCUUGGAAUGUACAUUUUCUUCAUGGUUUUGAUCAUGGGAGCUGAAAUUGCUGCUGGCGUCCUUGCUAUCGUUUACAAGGCACAGAUUGAAAAGGAACUAAAUAAAAGCCUGGCAACGGAAAUUAAGGAGAAAUUUGAAGAAACCAAUGCUAUUGGAGCAGCCAUGGGUUAUACUCAGCUAUAUUUUGAUUGCUGUGGAGUCAGUGGUCAAGCAGACUAUGUGAAUAGCAAAUUCUCCAAUAUGACCUCUCGUUAUGACUGUUGUGGAGUAGAGGGUGUAGAAACUUAUAAUAACAGUCUCUUCCAAAAUACUACAAAGAAGCUAUACCCAGUCACCUGUUGCAAGGCUAGAACAAAGGACUACGCCAACUUCAAUAACACAGAAUGGGAAGACCAAACUUGUCUCGCUGGUACAAACACUGAUUUAAUAAAUGAUAAAGGAUGUUUGAAGGCUCUUGAAGGUUGGUUCAGCAGUCAUGCUACCAUGUUCAUUGGAAUUGGCAUUGGAAUCGCAUGUCUUGAGCUGUUUGGAUUCAUCUUCGCAAUCUGUCUUUGCCGAAAUGUUGGUGAAGAGGAAUAGAGACUGUCACCUCAAGCUGUAGAUAUAUAUAUAUAUAAUCUGAAUUGCCGUCUGCUGCAACAAUGCAUUAUGGGUAAAACUCAUAACAUGAAGAAGGGAGGAUUCUCUAAAAUUUACAUCUGGAUCUUAAUGUGUUACAAUCUGAAACAGAAAGUGAAUGAGACUUCUCAAAUAAAGAGAAAUAUCUCUCAGAAUGUGUGUGUCAUAGUUUAAAGUUGAGUAUUACUUAUAAUCCAUUGUUUACAUGAGAGUGGAUUUGUUGCUAUGGUAAGAUGUUGGAGGAUGGAUAUAUGCCAUAUAUGACCAUUAUGGUUGUGUUGAUGUGACAUA